AUGGUAAAAGCUUUGCCUCGGUCGAUAAAUGAUGACAAUGUCAUCACUGUAGAGUUGAAGUGUAAAUUCUGUUAUAAACAUGGUCGAAAAGAACAAUUCCGCCCGGAAAUCAUACGGAGAGCAGCGGAGUAUUUAGUAACGUGUGAUCUGUUUCGGACAUAUGGUAUAGAACUUGAAGGUUCAUGGACAAAUAAUGAACCUGAAGACACUGUCGAAUGUACCUGUAGUUCACCUGAGCAGGAGAGCAAUGUUGAUGAGAUCUCUGAUGUAAAUCCUGGUGGCACAGAAACUCUGUUAGAUGAAAACCAAGACCUAAUAAUAGUUAUGGCUCCAGGAGAAGGUGAAAGGCCAAUUUCUUUGCUUUUUGAUCGAUAUCCGGAAGAGCUGGCUUUCAUAAAAGUACAUUGCGCUAUUGAGCGAAAAUACCUCGUGAACUUAAGUCAUUCCGAAGUCACAAGUUCAGAAAUUUCCAUAAAUGGCAGGCGAGCUGUAAGACCUGUUUACCUAUUUACUGCCAUGAAAAAGCAACAAACUAUUGCCGUCAAAAAUAAUGUUACGACAUGUUUACGCAAAAGAACUGUCAGAGGUGCCACUGUAUUUGCAUGUAAUGUCCUUCAAAAUAAUUUUGUUGACAAUUUAGUUCAACAUGACGAUGGGUAUCGUGUCCUUGGAGGAAUUAGAAAUUCUCCUGCUCACUGA
Messenger RNA from Parnassius apollo (apollo), 699 nucleotides. The record is from the annotation of a GenBank genome assembly. NCBI's taxonomy places the organism in Eukaryota, Metazoa, Arthropoda, Insecta, Lepidoptera, Papilionidae.